GGGUGCCGAGGGGCCAUGGCUGCCGGGGACCUGGCCGGGAGCUUCCAGCAUGAAGUGACUUGCUCCGUCUGCCUGGAGUAUUUCACAGACCCGGUGUCUAUUGAGUGUGGGCACAACUUCUGCCGGGCCUGCAUCAGCCAGUGCUGGGGGGAGCCGGAGCCAGACUUCUCCUGCCCCCAGUGCAGAGAAACGGCCUCACAGAGAGACCUGCGGCCCAACAGGCAGCUGGGGAACCUGGUGGAGUUAGUGAAACGCCUGAGGCUGCAGGCGGGACCAGAGCCCGAGGGGCAGCGAGUGUGUGAGAGGCACCAGGAGGCUCUGAAACUCUUCUGCGAGGAGGAUCAAACCCCCAUCUGCGUGGUGUGUGACAGAUCCCGGGCUCACCGCGCUCACAUGGUGGUUCCCAUCGAGGAGGCUGCCCAGGAGUACAGGGAGCAAAUCCUGAGCCGCCUGCCGCGUCUGCGGGAGGAGAGAGAAGAGCUCCUGGGACUGAAAUCCGACUGGGACAAGAAGAGUGAGAGGCUCCUGAGGCAGACGGAAGUGGAGCGGCAGCUGGUGGUGUCCGAGUGCGAGCGGCUGCGCCAGUUCCUGGCUGAACAAGAGCGCCUCCUGCUGGCCCGGCUAGCAGAGCUGGACGAGGAGAUGGGGAGGAGGAGGGAGGAAAACGCCACCCACCUGGGUGAGGAGAUUUCCCGGCUCAGCGCCCUGAUCACGGAGCUGGAGGGGAAGUGUCAGCAGCCGGCGCCGGAAUUGCUGCAGGGUGUCAGAAGCGCCAUGAGCAGGGGCGAGAAGGCGACGUCUCCGCAUCUGGCGCCCGAGUCCCCUGAGCUGGAAAAGAGAAUCCGGGAUUUCCCGCGAGAGAACAAUCUCCAGGAGGCUGUUACGGGAUUCCUGGAGGGGCUGGCUGCAGAGAGAGGACUCAGAAGAGCCCGAGGAUUCGCAGUGGACGUGACUCUGGAUCCAGACACGGCAAAUCCCCACCUCAUCCUGUCUGAGGAUCGAAAACGUGUGAGAUACGGAGACACAUGCCAGGAUCUGCCUGACAACCCUGAGAGAUUUGAUACAUGUCCCAUUGUCCUGGGUGCUGAGGGGUUUGCGGGUGGGCGUCGUUACUGGGAGGUGGAGGUGGGAGACAAGACGAGAUGGGCUCUGGGGGUUUGUAGGGAAUACGUGAGCAGGAAGGGGCUGGUCACAGCAUCACCUGGGAAUGGAUACUGGGUCGUGUGGCUGAGGGAUGGAGGGUACAAGACCUGUACCUCCCCCAUGAUCCCCCUCCCCGUGAGUGUCAGGCCCAGCCGGGUGGGGGUUUUCCUGGACUAUGAAGGGGGCGAGGUCUCAUUUUACAAUGUGACUGACAGGUCCCUUCUCUUCAUUUUCCCUGACACCUUCUCUGGGACGCUCCGUCCUUGUUUCUGUCCUGGUCUCAAUGCUGAGGGUACAAACGCGGCUCCCCUGAUAAUCUGCCCGGUCUCAGCUCAGGCCAGAGGCAAUUAG
Molecule: messenger RNA, 1494 nt
Organism: Emys orbicularis (European pond turtle)
Lineage: Eukaryota; Metazoa; Chordata; Testudines; Emydidae
Product: zinc finger protein RFP-like
Exons: 8
Coding region: 16-1494 (492 amino acids)
Biological process (GO): regulation of gene expression; innate immune response; protein ubiquitination
Cellular component (GO): cytoplasm
Molecular function (GO): ubiquitin protein ligase activity; protein binding; zinc ion binding
Source: RefSeq, a predicted model, not a curated record